Messenger RNA from Phalaenopsis equestris, 788 nucleotides. RefSeq lists its product as uncharacterized. Lineage: Eukaryota; Viridiplantae; Streptophyta; Magnoliopsida; Asparagales; Orchidaceae. The record is from RefSeq and is a predicted model, not a curated record.
CAAUCAUUGAACAAAUUAGUUCUGAUCCACACUCCUUAUCUGUUGGCUCAUGGACUUCCAACUUCUCGUGAGCCAAGCUCCUAAUGGAGCUCUCUCAGCCCGGCGAUCUAGCGGCGCCGGCGCCACCUCUUUCAUCCCUUCCUCCAAACUCCUCCACACGCCCUCCUCCCAAACCUUCCUCGAACUCAGCUCUCAGAACCGUAGAAAGCCCCUACAUCUCACCCUGGCCGCCGGUGGUGAACCCGCUACCUCUCGCCGAUCGCCUCCAUUCCCCGCCCAAGAUGAAGAUGCGGUCUUUGUCGGAGAAGACGGCGUCCCUUUGGAAGGCGUCAUACAGUUCGACAAGCCCUCAACGCCUUCGGCGUUGCUCUCGUGGGCGACUCUGGCUCUUUUGACGGGAGGUGACUUGCUAUGCUUCCUCGCGUUUUCGGCCCUUGGGAGAUUUAGCCAUGGGUUACCUAUUUUUGAUGUUGAAACCCUCAAAACUGCCGAUCCUUUCAUAGCUGGAUGGACACUGAGCGCUUAUUUCCUUGGAGGUUAUGGGGAAGAUGGAAAGGGAAUGAAUGGGUAUAGUACAGCCCUAGCUGCUGCUGCGAGGUCUUGGCUUGUUGGCAUACCGUUACUGACAUCUUUGGUGCGGAGAUGGUGAUUUCAUCCUUUAUGGUACUUAUGUAUUGUUUUGUUUUGUUUUGAUUUCUUACCGACAUUUUAGUUUGUCAUAACUUUUGAUCAGGUUGUACAUUUUUUAUGGAACGUUAUGCGAGCUUAAUGCAAGCAUUUUUGAAUCA